Messenger RNA from Chrysoperla carnea, 3530 nucleotides. It is a transcript of the gene IRSp53, whose product is annotated as GATA zinc finger domain-containing protein 14. Gene Ontology annotation, cellular component: cytosol; nucleoplasm. The transcript has 13 exons. The record is from RefSeq and is a predicted model, not a curated record. NCBI's taxonomy places the organism in Eukaryota, Metazoa, Arthropoda, Insecta, Neuroptera, Chrysopidae. Gene Ontology annotation, molecular function: protein binding. Gene Ontology annotation, biological process: positive regulation of actin filament polymerization; plasma membrane organization; actin filament bundle assembly. The coding region runs from base 80 to 3349 and encodes 1089 amino acids.
GGAAACUGAAGAGUUAACUAAACUUGUUGAUGGAAUUUAUAAGAAUAUCCUGGAUAAAUUUAAUCCAGGAGCACGACAAAUGAUCAAUGCCGGCAAAGCAUAUUUAAAAGCAUUACAUGGCGCAGCAGCUGCGUCCCGACUAUAUGUGGAUGCUAUUACAAAAUUAGCAAGACAAGCACAACAAGGUACAUGGGGUGGUUCAGCAGAUAUCGGUACAGCACUAAUGCGAAUUGUCGAAGUUUACAAAGAAAUACAAGAACAACAAAUGAACAUUCUAAAAGCAUUUUACGUGGAUAUGUUGGUGCCAUUGGAAACCAAUUUGGAAAAAGAUACAAAAGUUGUUCAGUCGGAACAAAAACGAUUUUUACAACAACAUAAAGCACGUUCAGAAAGCUAUAGUAAAGCAGCAGCUGCAAUAAAGAAGCAAAGGAAAAAAACACGUGCAUCUGCUGGCAGUAAAGCUGCAAUGGCUAUGGAUAAAGAAUUAAAGACAAUGCAAGUACUGGAAGAAGAAAAAUCAAAAUUGGAUGCAUUUUGCGAGCAAAGUUUGAAAAACGCAAUGACACAAGAAAGACGUCGAUAUGGUUUUGUUCUUGAACGCCAAUGUUCUCUUGCUAAACACUACUUAUCAUAUCACACAAAUGGCAUGCAAAUUUAUCAACAAAAUAUUGACGAUUGGAGUGAAGUGGCUAAGACACGUGAAUUUUUACCAGAAUCAGUUGAAAAUAUGUUUUCCAGUCGAAUGAGACAAGUGUCAUUCUGGCCAGAUGAAGAUGUAUAUUCAAAUCCAAGAAGUCCUCAGCUAGAUGACGAUCGUUUGAGUAUUACAUCACAAUUACGUAAAACAAAAAGUAUGGAUGCAUCAUGUUUAGACAUUCGUUCUAUUGGUGAUGCAGGAUCUCCAAUGCUCUCAUUAUCGAGAGCUAAAUCGGAGUUCAAUCUCACAGCAUCCACUCAUUCUUUAAUACAAGAUUGCGCUACACCACAACGCCGUCCAAAAUCAAUGGCUGUACCAUCAAAUCAAGGAUCAUUACAAUGGGAUACACAAUUGGCACGUGCAUUAUACGCAUAUUUAAGUAGUGGUGAAAAUCAAUUAAGCUUUCUCGAAGGUGAUGUGAUCGCUUUAAUUGGUGAACGUAAUAAAGGUUGGCAAUAUGGUGAAAAUUUACGAACACAAUGCAGUGGAUGGUUUCCAUUAGCCUAUACUGAAAUAAUUCUUGACGAUUCGAUUUUAUCUCCAUCACAUCGAAUAUCUGAAUCACAAGCCAGUGGACAUUUAACUCCAGUAACACCCACUAAUGGAAGUGGCAUAUCAUCGGCUAAUAAUCAUUAUAGCAGUAACCAGGAGAAAUCAAUUAACGAAAAUUCAAAUACUAGAAUGUUUGGCGAUACUCUAAACUUACAUCGAUCUUUAACCAAUUCUAAACAGAUUCGUCGUGUGACUGCAGCACAUUCGUCUUGUCCACCGCCAUCAUUGCCUGCACCUGUUCCAACACCAACAUUACCAUUUCCCAAAUCAUCAGCAUCCACAAUGCCACAUUCACAAAGUACAUCGUUCAACCAAACCUCAUACAGCCAAUCAAAUACGAAUCCAAGUAUAAAAACUUCAACGUCUACUUUUAAUUUUACAACACCUACUUCGGGGUCAUAUUCAACGCAUCCUCAGGGUACACGUACCACAGAACGUAUUGCUCAAACAUCCACUGCAAUUAAUUCGAAAACUGGAAAAGUGGGACCAGCUGUUGGAAAUAUUUCGUUACAUAGCAGUAAUGAUUCUGGAUUUAGUAAUGAUCCACCACCACAACCAGAAAUCGAUUAUUCAGAUGAUGAUAUUACAAUUCAAAACUCAAAUCGUGUGCCCAUUCGCUCAUCAACUCGCCAAAAAAAUGACAAUAACAAUAACAAUACAAAAGCUCUUGGUAACGGUAAUAACGUCUUAAAUGGUAAUAACGAAUAUCCCACACGAUCGGGUAGUUAUGGGACUUUAUUAGAUCAAAAUAAAUCAAAUCAUUCAAGUUCAUCAUACAACAAUCAAGCAACGUUAAUGCGUUCAAUGCGAGUAUCUGGGAGUGAAAAGCGAGGUAUCAUCAAACGUACUAAAUCAUUUUGGAAAUUUGGUAAAAGUACAGAGAGUGAAAUCUUAGAAGGCAUGGCAUUAUGGAAACAUCGCGAUUUAGUCGAUGUACAACGUGAAAUUGCCAAAAAUAAGCCAAAACCAAAAGCACAUCCACAACAAAAUGCUUUGCCUCAAAAUGCUUUACCACAGAAUGCAUUACCACAAAAUGGUACAAUGGACCGUACAGACCGUCAUUCCGGCUCAGAAAAAUCGAACGAUUCAGAUCGUACUUUACAAAAUGCCAAACCUAGCGAAUCAAUAUAUAUGGAAAAGUCAGAAAUGAAAUCGAACGAAAAUAAUCAAGUUGAAGAAACUCCAAUUGUUAAAAAGAAAACAAUAGAGGGAGGUCAAAAAACUACAGACAGUGAUUUUGAAAAUGAAUUUAUAGAUGGAAUUCCAGAUACUGAAGACAACUUUUUCGAUGAUGAUGGACUAAUGCUUCGAGUAAAAACUGUUAAUCGAAAAAAUAUUUUGCAACAAUAUAAUAACGAUGAUGAAAUAAUGAGUGAAUCCGAAAAUAACGAUAGCGAUUCAGUGGUCUCAAGUGAUGAUCCAUACGAUUGUAUCGUGGUAGACGAUCAUACUGCAACCACAAAUGACCAAAAAAAGAAUGCAAAAAAACAAACAGAUACGAAAUCAAAAUCAAAAAAACCAAUCAAUAAAGUUGCUGAAAUUGGGAAAAAAUUAGAAAAAUUAGCAAAAUCAACAAAAUACUCACAAAAAGAAAACCAGAUUAGAAAAUCAAGCGAUGUUAAUAUUGAAAGACGCCGAUCAUUACCUAGAAGCUCUCGCAAAAUGUCUGAACAACGUGAACAUACAUUUAGAACUUUUGGACAUGAUGAAAAACGGCGAUCGAUGCAAGAACCUUCGAAAAGAGAACGAGAAAGAGAAAAGAGGUAUGAUCAGAAUACAUCAGAAAAUAUAUAUGGUGAAGGACAACAGACUGAAAAUAGACAAAUUAUUCCACGAACCAAACUUGUAAAAAGUAAUUCAGUUGGUACAGCCACACAUGAAUCAGACGACAAUGGCUUAAUGGAAUAUGGCCAAAGUUUACAAAAACGAUUAAAACACCCAGACACAAAAUAUCAAGAAAUAUCUCCAGAAACUGGUAACAUGUACGGUCCAUGGUAUGAUCUAUGGGGAAUGGAUUCAUCAGUUAAGAAUAUGCCUAUUACAAAAAAACGUAUGAGUCGAAAUCCACGAGAAGAAAAUAUUUAUGGCGAGAAAUUUUAACCAACCAUAAUUUAUAUAUUAUAUCCUUUCGAAUCUUUUUAUUUCUAAGUACUAAUCGCAUGUUUCUAUUUUUCAGGGCGAAUGCAUUUGCUACAGUAAAACUACGCAAGACUAAAACUAACGAUAGAUCAGCUCCGCUUAUUAUUGAAUAACCAGAAUAAACGCUUUUCUAAUUCCUAAA